Messenger RNA from Ilex paraguariensis (yerba mate), 905 nucleotides. Lineage: Eukaryota; Viridiplantae; Streptophyta; Magnoliopsida; Aquifoliales; Aquifoliaceae. The record is from the annotation of a GenBank genome assembly.
AUGGUGUUCAAUUCUCAAAGCUCAUCUGUCUCGCCUCAAGUUGGGUUGGGGAUUGGAGUCCAAGCAGCAGGUCUUAACAAUGUCACAUUAUCUGCUUCCUUACAGCAGCAGCCAACUUCGGUUCAUCAACCAUCUACUCCACAGGGAUCUACAGGAUCUAAAGAUGCUGAGAUCAGUCACGUGAAAGUUGAGGAGUUGCAGCAGCAACAGAUUCUAUCUGAUGAUUUGGACACGGAAUCUGCUCCAAGUUCUGGGCUUGACAAGAAUCUCUUGAAUGAGGACGAUUUGAAGGCUUCAUACCCCUUAGAUACACCAGCCGGAGUGUCUGGUUCUUUGACAGAUCCUGCCCAACUGCCAAGGGAUAUUGAUCUGUCCCCUGGACAACCAUUAGCUUCCAAUCAACCUUCUGGCAGCCUUGGUGUCAUUGGUCGACGGAGUGUUUCUGACCUUGGUGCUAUUGGUGAUAACCUUGGUGGAACAACUGUGAAUUCUGGGGGAAUGCAUGAUCAGUUAUAUAAUUUACAGAUGCUUGAGGCUGCUUUCUAUAAACUUCCUCAACCCAAGGACUCGGAACGUGCAAGGAAUUAUACUCCAAGGCACCCUGCUGUAACCCCUCCAAGCUAUCCUCAAGUACAGGCACCCAUUGUUAACAAUCCUGCCUUCUGGGAACGUCUUGGAGCCGAUAAUUUCGGCACAGAUAGUCUCUUCUUUUCAUUUUACUACCAACAGAAUACCUAUCAGCAAUAUCUGGCUGCUAAAGAGUUGAAGAAGCAAUCAUGGAGAUACCAUAAGAAAUUUAAUACAUGGUUUCAACGGCAUGAGGAGCCAAAAGUUGCCACUGAUGAUUUUGAACAGGGGACGUAUGUAUACUUCGAUUUCCACAUUGACGAGCCACCAAAUGGAUG